This is a messenger RNA of Heterobilharzia americana, 3724 nucleotides long. The record is from the annotation of a GenBank genome assembly. NCBI's taxonomy places the organism in Eukaryota, Metazoa, Platyhelminthes, Trematoda, Strigeidida, Schistosomatidae.
CGUAAGUUAGCAAUAGAACACCAGACGUGGUCUGCUGCCUACACACAAGGAAGUCAGAUAGGUUGUUUUAAUGCUUCAGAAAGUCUGGUUACUCAAGGGUCUCUGAACCAGCGAGUGUUAAGGUCUGGUUCUGUGCAUUGAUUUAUAGUAAAUCCAAGCCCUUUUGAGUGGACUUAAUGCACUCACUGAUCGUCUUAAAUACCUGUUACUGAUAAAUACGUUUGUAGAAUCCUAUGUUGAAUCAUCACUUGAGCAACCACCACACGUGUAUUAGGGCUAAUUAAGGCCUUUGGAGGUGGCCAAUUGCAUCUAUUGCACCAACAUCUAUCAGAGAUCUUGAACUAUCACGAAAGAAAAACCUGUUUAAACGUACUGGAGAUCGAAUAUAUACUAGUCUGUCCGCAGAAGCAAACGGGAAGUAACAUUGUCAAGCUUCAAAAUAACUUGUUUCCAACAAAAUUUCAAGAAGGGGACUGCUCAGUUACAUUGAAGUUUGCCAGCAAGUGUUGAUGGGGCGAUCUUUACCUCCCUGUUAUAGAUGUCUACAAUCGAUAGUGGGAAAUAAUUACAAAAGACUAGCACUAUACAUUCUUCUUCUCACUUAUUUUUGCUACACAUGCUACCAUGCUUCGCGCAAACCACUCAGCGUUGUUAAAACAGUUUUACAUAGUCCCGAAAAGAAAAAUGUGGACGGUACUAGUUCCUUUGGUUGGGCGCCGUUCGAUAACGAGAACUGGAGCCAACUACUGGGAGGACUUGAGUACAUUUAUUUGUUCACAUAUGCCGCUUCAAUGGUCUUAAAUGGUUUUCUUGCAGAAAGGGUCAAUUUACGGGUUUUCUUAUCACUUGGUAUGUUACUUAGUGGGGUUUCCACAGUUACAUUUGGACUUGCUGCGUACUUGGAAAUCCACCAGUACUCAUACUUCGUCCUUAUUCAGGUGUUUUCUGGACUAGUUCAAGCUUCCGGAUGGCCAGCCGUUGUCACUUUGAUGGGAAAUUGGUGGGGAAAAAGCAGACGUGGACUCAUUAUGGGUCUGUGGAAUUCUCAUACAAGUUUAGGAAAUAUUUUGGGAUCCGUUAUUGCCGGAUUUUAUGUUGAAACAAAUUGGGGCGCUUCAUUUUACUUACCUGGUGUCAUCAUGAUCUUCGGCUCAUUGGUUGUUUAUUUGACGUUGGUGGAGCAUCCUAAUAUGGUGGAUUUUAAUGCAGCCGAUUCUGACCGGGAAACUACAAAAACCAUAGUGUUACGAAAUACGUCUGAGUCAAAUCUUAGUCGACAAAUGUCAGACAAGGAUGACAUGAAGCCGUUGAUACCUAAUUCAGAGGCCAGCCGACCAAUCUCCUUCAUAGAUGCUAUUCUGUUACCAAAUGUAUUCACUUACUCAGUCCUCCUAUUCUUUGCAAAACUUGUUUCCUACACAUUUCUUUAUUGGCUUCCAAAUUAUCUGACUAUCGUUGAACACGUGUCAGCUGGAGAGGCUGCUCAGCUUUCGAUACUAUUCGAUAUUGGCGGAAUAGUUGGUGGUGUAUUGAUAGGAUGGCUUAGUGAUGCUCAGUUGAAUGCACAGAACCGUAAUGCAGAUGAAAAGACAAUUCGAAGACGUGCUUUCGCCUGUGCUGUUAUGCUAGCUUGUGCAGCACCUUUGUUACUGGUUUAUCGUUUCAUGACCUCUGCAAACUCAUUCAUAUCACUAUUUGUACUUACAUGUUGUGGAGCAGCAGUCAAUGGACCUUAUGCACUAGUAACAACUGCUGUAUCAGCUGACUUGGGUACUCAAACAGCCUUACAAGGACGAGCUCGUGCUUUGGCAACAAUUACAGCUAUUAUCGAUGGGAUGGGAUCAUUAGUUUUGAUCGACAUUGUUUCAAUGUUUGCAGUACCACGCUGUUCCCAUUAUUCUUACCAUUUUCGGGAUAAUUACUAUAUAGUAAUGAUGAAUAGUGGCUAGCAGUGGAAUCCAGGAUGCGCAUUUCCAUCAUUAUUACAUGGUUAAGAACACAGGCAAUAUCGAGGUAUCUGCACAGGAGCCCAUAUUUCAACAGAGACUGAUCAAUUCGAUUCAAUCAACGACUGUGUAAUACAAGCAAUAACACUAAUUACUAUUAUCGCCAUUAUUUUUAUAAUUGUCUAGAUAUCUAUUAUUUACAUGCUUCUUUUCCUAAUUACCACAGACUAAAUAAUCCACCUUGAUUAGUUUAAUGUUUUAUAUAUAAGAAAAUUUAUUUCAAUUAACGUAAAGUCUGAUGAGAGCUAAUUGAAAACAAUAUUGUUCACGCUUAUAUGUCUUUUUCCAAUUUUGAUGAAUGUCUGUCUGUCUGUCUGUCUGUCUGUCUGUCAAUUCGUGCAAUGUAAGCAAGUGAAUAAUGACCAUUUUUAGUUGAUACUCUGUUGUUUGAAUCACACUUAUUGUUUGAUGAAUAUAUAUACAUAGGUACCACCUGGCUCCUCAAUCUCCUUGGUAGGCAAAAUUAGCAAUGUAAAUAAAUGUGGAGAGAAAAAAAUGUUAUCUCAUUGUAGCGAUUCACCUAUAAAACUACUUUUAACCAUCAAAUCGUCUUUUUUUUUACUAACUUUAUAUUAAGUUCAUGAUAUCCAGAGUUGGGAGGAUUGUUGUUUUGGCUUUGAGUAGCCUAAGAUGAUAGAACUUAGUAUAUAAUAAUUGUUUGCAGUGUACGAUUCACUGAGAAUGUGAUUUUGAUUUGUGACUGAAUGGUUUAGGGAGUUCAGUUUCAAUUGGUUGGUCGUCGGUUCGAACACUACUCCAUUUACCAUGGUUUGGGCAGUCAGUUGGUAUCAUUAGCCCUAUUACAACAGAUGCGGUUCAUUCUUUACUGUAUGAAUGUGUACGAAGUUGUUGAGUUUAUUUCAGUUCGAUUUUUUUCAUUUUAUUUUCUUCAUAGGUGCUGCUCUGGGUCCACUUCUUACAGGUUUAUUAGUACCAUUUGGGUGGUCUGUUGUAUUUAGCAUGUUGAUUGUAUCCGAUUUAUUGGCUUUAUUAAUGUCAGUAUGGAUAAUCAUUAAUUCACGACGUCGACAAAAACGUCACGGAACUCAAUCAACGAUUCGUACUUAGCCUUGUACCAAAAAUCUAAAAUGAAUCCAUGUCAGUUAUAUACAUAGAGUGGUAUCUUUCUUUCUAAUUGAUAUCUUAUCACAUAUCACCAUAUAAUUUGUGCUGAUGUUUUGCUUUUUUCUUGUUUUACUGUGUUACGUCUUUCAUGAAAAUGUCAUUUUCUAAUUCAAUGACCGACAUAUCAUGUAUUCUACCUUUGUAGGCAUUAAAUGUUUUAUUUGUUGCGAAGAAUUAUGCUUUUAUCGACUGUUCUUUGUUGUAAUUUGUUUUUUGUAUGUUAGAUAUAAUUUAUUUAGCAUACUAGUGACUUGUUAGUGAGUGUUAUUAAUUUCUCACGGUGAUAUCUGUUAUGCACUAAAAGUAAAUAAUAAUAAUAAUAAUAAUAAUAAUGGUUGUUUUUGUAAGCUAUUGGCUUUUAUUGCAGUCGGUGUCACCACAUGAGUAACGCAGAAGUCAGGAGUAGAUUUUUAGGGAGGAAAGGGAAGUCAGUUGAUAAAGUUGUGAACCUUCAUUGAGUGAGAUAAGAUGGCUGGGACAGGUGUUACAUAUGCAAAGUCACCGUCUGACUCAUUGCAUAAUGUUGACCGAAGUAGGUUCAGGUUAGAAAAAGGCUCUGGGCGGCCAGACUAAAACGUCAUCAUUGCAUAAAG